UCGGAUAAUUUCGCACCGGAUGUCCAUCUACCAAUGUUCUAGACGCGUCCGUUGUUGUUGCACCGUUCGUUGCACCGUUCGUUGCACUAUUCCGCGACGGAUAAUGCGGCGAACUUCUUACGAGGAAAGAUAUUUAUUCGUUUAGUCCCGUUUCUUAGACUAAACGCAUCGAAAAAGGGGGUGGGUCACGUGAACACCAUCCUGUGCCACCGUUUGAGAAAAGCACGAUGACUCCAACAAAGUUGUCGUCCCUCGUGAUACUUCAUGCCAUAGUUAUUGCGGUAUCUUCUAUCGAUCGUGAGACACGAGUUAAGGAAGAUCAUUUUCUUGGAGGAAUUUCGCAUAAUAUUCAGAAUCGUCAAGUAGUUUGGCCCCAUUGGUUUCGCGAAAGACAAAGUCGUAUACAGCAGGAUAGAAAACACGAUUGGAAUCGUUUUCGGAGUUAUAAAAAUGACGAUGACGAUGAUGAUAUUGAAACGAGCAUAGCAGUUGCACCUACGAUCGGAUCCUCGAUUGGUUAUUCCCCGAUUGGAUCAAUCCUACGACAUAAUAAUGCAACUAAAUCGGACAAAUUUGGUGCCAUCGCUGUUGCGGAAUAUUCUGGUACCAGGGCCAUAGCUUAUGCAGGAUUUCACGAUGAUCAUCGGCAUCGUGUUUAUCCGGAAACUCCUGUUACCCGUGGCUAUCAACAAAUUCUUACCACAACUACGCCCACGACAUACACCAGACAUCAUUCCGGAAGGCGAGUAUGUGCACGACAAACUACUUCUUCUUCUUCCCCUUACCAUCAUCGCGGAAGACAGAUCAGGUUAGUCUACACAGAAGUGUCGCCCGGUUUUAUGUGCUGUCCAGGUUGGAUGCAAUUUACUCGUCUCAGUUUUGGUUGCAAUAAACCAACCUGUGCAGCGUUAUGUUUGAACGGUGGAACCUGUAUUUCUCCAGGGAAGUGUAUUUGUCCGAAAGGUUUUACCGGUAGCCAAUGCCAGUCGGACGUAGACGAGUGCGUGACAGAGAAACCAUGUGGACAACUUUGCAGAAACUUACCCGGUAGCUACGAGUGUUACUGCAGACCCGGUUUUCAUCUUCAACAAGAUGGACAAUCCUGUCGUAGAAACGACACCGAGGACACGGCUUUCGAGGCUCGAGAUCUAGAGAACGACUUCCAUGAAUCGUUGACGUCGACGUCGACCACGACGACAACGAGUACCACAAGAAAACCAACUACCACCUCCUCUCACGAUGUAGAUAACAAAGUGGGGGAUGUUGACCUCGAUCAGGACUAUGAAAUCAUCAUGAGGAGACUAACUAAACUUGAAAAACAAAUAGCCAAAAAUAAAAAAAGAGAAACCGAAUCUACGGAUAUGAGCGCAAAAAUUAUUAUGGCUGUUGAAAGUAUAAACGAUAUGAGAAGAGCUGUUGAGAAUGUGCAAUUGAUGCAACAAGAGAUAUAUGACAUGAGAAGUAAGAUGAAGCAUUACGAGUUAGAGGCGAGGAAGGUACAACAUUUAACGAAUCGUGUGACAGAUUUAGAAAAUAGACUAAGAACACAUUGCAGACCUUCCUUAACAAUAGAUCCAUAAAUUUAAAAACUUAUAUUAAAUAGACUGUCGU
Molecule: messenger RNA, 1611 nt
Organism: Polistes canadensis
Lineage: Eukaryota; Metazoa; Arthropoda; Insecta; Hymenoptera; Vespidae
Gene: slow
Exons: 10
Coding region: 228-1580 (450 amino acids)
Biological process (GO): anatomical structure development
Cellular component (GO): cell surface; extracellular region
Molecular function (GO): calcium ion binding; signaling receptor binding
Source: RefSeq, a predicted model, not a curated record